Molecule: messenger RNA, 2799 nt
Organism: Exophiala xenobiotica
Lineage: Eukaryota; Fungi; Ascomycota; Eurotiomycetes; Chaetothyriales; Herpotrichiellaceae
Exons: 1
Coding region: 527-2497 (656 amino acids)
Source: RefSeq, a predicted model, not a curated record
GUGCACGAUUAGACAUCUUUCUCGUAAGACCAUUGAAGUUACUGGCGCCACGGGAUUUGAUUUCCCUGGCCGACCCUGUUAGUCGCUAUGCGCUUAUGUCAUUUUCUUCCUCUUGCUUUCAGAUCCACGAAUUCAUGCGGCAUGGGCGAGUUCUGCAGUCGACUCCUGAUUGGAUUCUACAAGCCACAACCAGCUAUGAAGGUACGGAAUAGCCGUACACCAGAUCUGCUUUGGACCCACGAGGCUCGAGGACGCAUCGAAUUGUAGCCCACUCCUCCAUGUUGGCCAAUGAUGAAGCGAAGAUGCCCUUCAGUAAAGGGUUAGGCUACGAGUACCCAAGAUUCCUUGCGCCUCGUUUCUGGAACACCUAGCCUCGGACAAUAUGGAGUCGAGAUCCCAUUCAAUUCAAAUGCUCAGCUAAGGAUGAGGAAAGCGAUAUAGAAUCACCUCCCGUUUUCUGGAUGCUCGCAUCAGUUCGCACAAUGGUCCCCUCUGUUGAUAACUGUCUUCUGACAUCACUAACGCCAUGGCUUCCACGGCUACUACUCUUCUCUACCAUAUCCCUGGGGACAAACUCAUUCUUGAGUCGUAUGCUCAGUCCAUGUCUGAAGGAAACCGCUCACCAAAUCAACCAGCACCCUUCCGGGGCGAUUUCUCCUUUGUCAACAAGGAUGCCGGCAAUAUUGAUUCGAAAGACCACAAUGCCGCUGUUUCGUGGCAUGUGAUGAACCGGUAUGAGCGGUGGAAAAAGCAAGAACAAGCAAGACGAUUACGCGCUUCCGCCAACGUGCCCCUUGGGCCACUCUCGCCUCCAUCACAGCAACCACAACAAGCCUCCACGCCUGAACAACAGCAGAAACCAUCGAGCUCAAGGACCCCAGCGCAAGCUGUACGUCGCGCUCCCUAUGAAGUGCCUGGUAGAAGACGAUUGGUAGAGGGUGUGCAGACUCGGCCCAUAUCAUCGGCAACUCCGUUCAGCUUCGACCCAUGGGUGGCCGAGCAGCCACUGCAGCUUGGUUAUCCUGGGAUAGCCGCGGGACCAGGCACCACUAGCGGCCCUCAAACAUCAUCCGCAUCAACGCCCUCCACUCAUUCCGGCAUCAUUGAAGAUGACCCGUCGUCCGUGUUCACAACGAUGAGCACGCCACUAGAUCUCAGCGAAACACUUUUCGAACCCUCUGGGUUAGCUUUGAACCCGCUGGCGAGCGGUUUGAUAACCUACGCCUACGAGAUGUUUAUUCCUCAGUUGUGGCCAGAAGAGUCGAGCCGAGGCCAGGGAGCUUAUGAGAUUGCCAGAUGCUGGGACGACAUGACUAUCAUGAAUCAGGACACCUGUUUUGCUAACGCGUAUCUCAGUCUGCUGGCAGCAGCAAUGGCGGUCAUGACGGACGAUGAUAGUCUGGCCUACCAGUCACGGUAUUUUCAGGGUCAGGCAAUGGUCGAAUUGCGGCAGCGAGUGGCUCAACCGACUCCACCAGAUAUGAUCACUCUUAAAGCCAUACUGAAGCUCUUCUCCUCGGAAACGCUGGUCGACAACACGGCCGUAGCGCGGAUGCACCUCAAAAUGCUACGAAAUCUAGUCAAUGCAGCUGGAGGAGUCAUCCUGCUUGAUUCAUGGUUCCGCGAAGAUCUCCUCUCCUGCGACUGUUACUUUGCCUUGAAAUACGAAACGCGGCCUCUCUUCCCCGCCCAGGAAUGGACGCCUGGGCCGUUAAGUCAACCUUGGAAAGCACGGUUACUCUCCGCUGGGAUUCUCGGAGACCAUGCGGCAGGAAUCGACCCUCUGAUAGAGCAUCCUCUGAUGAAAGCAGUGAUCACUGAUCUGCGCGAGCUGUUCAAAUCUCGAGAAUACACUCGAAAUCACGAUGUGCCGACGGACGAUCAAUUGCUGAGAUGGCAACACCUGCGCAGAUUCGACUGCAUAUCGAGGCUUGCAGAUCAUCACGUCAACCUAUCCAUCUAUCCUCACCUGUUCCUACACCCCAUAACACAAGCAUACUCCUGCAUUGCUGCAGCACUGAUGACAUCCAUGGUUCUAGGCUCGCCUGAACCUGUUCGAUUCGGCCUCAAGCUAAUUAGUGAUCUGCGCACAAAGGUCACUGCGAGUGAGUCAGAAGCGGAAGAUACACAGCACCAGCGGCUCCGGCUUUGGGCGCUGUACGUGGGAUCUCUGGCAGAGAAGGUUCAUCCGGUAAGCACUGAGCACGAUUUGUGGUUCACAAAGAACUACCGCAAUCAAGCAGCAGAGCUGGGCUUGUUCGGGUGGGAAGACGUCAAGAAAGUAAUCAGACACUUCCUCUUCUCGGAGAGCUUACACCAAGAAAUCGAAUCUGGCCAAGCUCAUCGCCUCAUGGACGCCAAGCAGGGUCUCUACUCAGCGUGCGGCACGAGUUGGCGAGACCCUGUACUCAAACCCUAUCUGAUAGCUGGUGGACCCGAGCAGGAAGAGACCGGAAGCAUGUCGGUGGUGGCUGGCAAGCAGCGGGUGGAGGAGUGAAGGUCGUUUCAAGAUCAGACGAAAAGGCUCUUCAUUGCAGUAUCUCUCAGACUUCGACCCGUCGACGAGGCGCGAGUGCUUUGGCAAGGUCUCCUCCAGAAGUCAAUUUUUCUGUCUUGAUUGGUCAGUAUCGUUUUCUCGAUCGGGUUUUUAGCGAGCAACAGACGCUGGACCUGGAGUAUUACAUGCGGUGGAGAAGAGGAGCUGUGACGAGCUCAUUUAAAGUACUUACCUAUGGAUGACCUGGGUGAUGGGUGGGCGUAGUAGAUAUACGUUAACCUCUUGUAGGGAAUAAGAUCGUG